UGAAGCGCACAUGUUUUACUUCAGUUUCUAUCUGUAGAGGAGACCAGCACGUUCACAGAGAAAGGCAAUUGUACUAACUGCUGAAGACAAUGAAUAACACAACUUGUGUCAGCCAUGACUUUACAGGAAGAUUUCUGCCUCCUGUUUACAUCUUGGUAUUAAUCAUUGGUCUGGUAGCCAAUGGAUGGGGACUCAAGUCUUUGCUGCACAACUGGAAGAAACUGGGUAACGUCAAUGUUUUUGUUCUCAACCUUGGACUUACAGAUGUUUGGUACCUGCUCACACUCCCAUUUUUGGUGGUGUACUACUUUAUGGAUAGGAAAUGGAUCUUUGGAGAUGUAUUCUGCAAGAUAACAAGAUUCUGCUUCAACCUGAAUUUAUAUGGCAGCAUUGGCUUCCUCACCUGUAUCAGCGUGUACAGGUACCUGGCUAUUGUUCAUCCAAUGAGAGUGAUGGGAAGAAUAACCAACACCCACUCUGUGGCUAUCUCUGCCAUGGUUUGGCUGUUGGUGAGUGUACAGAGUCUUCCAGACAUGUUCUACACAAAAAAAAACUCCCACGCUGAAUGCAUUGAAACCACUAACGAAAAUGUUGAGGAAUACCUGAAAUACAACCUUGGAUGGACACUCAUUGGGUUCUGUAUCCCCUUCCUCAUCACACUGGGCUGCUAUGGACAUGUGAUUGUUGUUCUCUGCCGCACAAAUACAAUUGACAAGGAACUGAAACAGAAAAGUUUAAGGUUGUUGUUCAUCUUGAUUCUUCUCUUCUCUGUUUGUUACAUCCCCUAUAAUGUACUCAAGAACCUGAACCUCUGGUCAAGAGUUUUGUCAAGAAAAGGGGUGUGCCAUAAAUGGUCUAAUGGAGUCUACAUUGCUCGUCAGAUAAGUCGUGGCCUUGUGUGUCUGAACAGUGCUCUCAACCCUCUGGUUUACCUCAAUGGAAAUGAAGAUAUUCCUGCUCAGCUCAGACGAUUACUCCAGCGAGCUCGUCAAACUGUCACACGGGUGUCAUUGCCCCCUACUCAACUUCCCCUGGCGUAAAUGGUCUGAUAUGAAAUUGAACAAUUUUAUUGCAGCAUCUGCCACUAUAACACAUUUGUUGUAAAGAGUCAAGCUUUUGAUCUAUGUAUUUGUCAUGCUGUUAACACGUUUAAAAAAGCUCAGAUUAAAAAAAUUAAAGUCAUUUGAACAUG
This is a messenger RNA of Dicentrarchus labrax (European seabass), 1192 nucleotides long. RefSeq names its product P2Y purinoceptor 1-like. The record is from RefSeq and is a predicted model, not a curated record. Gene Ontology annotation, molecular function: neuropeptide receptor activity. The transcript has a single exon. The coding region runs from base 90 to 1040 and encodes 316 amino acids. Gene Ontology annotation, cellular component: membrane. NCBI's taxonomy places the organism in Eukaryota, Metazoa, Chordata, Actinopteri, Moronidae. Gene Ontology annotation, biological process: G protein-coupled receptor signaling pathway.